Pochonia chlamydosporia 170 is the source of this 1641-nucleotide messenger RNA. Its product is annotated as MFS monosaccharide transporter. Gene Ontology annotation, molecular function: carbohydrate:proton symporter activity. Gene Ontology annotation, cellular component: membrane. NCBI's taxonomy places the organism in Eukaryota, Fungi, Ascomycota, Sordariomycetes, Hypocreales, Clavicipitaceae. The record is from RefSeq and is a predicted model, not a curated record. Gene Ontology annotation, biological process: carbohydrate transport; transmembrane transport. The transcript has 8 exons. Bases 1 to 1641 code for a protein of 546 amino acids.
AUGUCUAAAGCUGUGUUGGACUCUCCCAAGGCCGAACAUCAAGAGGCUGAUGUCGUGCCAAAUCUAUCGACGGAGCCUUAUGGACCACCUGGUUUCCGUGGUAUUGCAGCUUCCCGUUAUGUUGCCCUCUGUGCGUCCUUCAGUGCCAUCGGCGGCCUUCUGUUCGGAUAUGACCAAGGUGUUAUUUCAGUCAUCCUGGUCAUGGAUGAGUUUCUCGGACGAUUUAGCGAAGUCUCAGAUACAGCCCCAGGGGCUGGGUUCAAAAAAGGGCUGAUGACAGCCAUCUUGACGCUUGGAGCAUUCAUUGGAGCGUUGAAUCAAGGUUGGAUUGCAGACAUGUACUCGCGAAAGUAUUCCAUCAUGAUCGCCGUCGGCAUCUUCACAGUUGGCUCCGCGCUUCAAACAGCCUCUGUCGACUAUGCUAUGCUCGUGACAGCCCGCCUAAUUGGUGGCGUUGGAAUCGGAAUGCUGAGCAUGGUUGUACCUCUAUACAUCUCAGAAAUAUCGCCUCCAGAAAUCCGCGGCACGUUGCUCGUACUCGAAGAGCUGAGCAUCGUGCUCGGAAUCGUCAUUUCCUUCUGGAUCACGUACGGUACCCAGUACAUCAAUUCGCAUUGGUCGUGGCAGCUUCCCUUCUUGAUUCAGAUUAUUCCUGGGCUGCUCCUCGGAUUUGGCGCAAUUCUUCUCCCCUUUUCUCCAAGAUGGCUAGCAUCCAAGGGACGAGACGAAGAAGCACUUAUAAAUUUGGCCAAAUUGCGAUGUCUACCCAUGACGGACCCUCGAGUUCAGCGUGAAUGGAUGGAGAUUAUCACCGAAUCCAAAUUCCAAAAGGGCAUUCUUGCUGAGCGUCACCCUACUCUUGUCAAAGGUGGCGUUAGUAACAAGCUCAAGUUGGAGUUUUCAGCAUGGCUGGACUGCUUCAGGAGGGGUUGCUGGAGGAGAACUCACGUCGGUGCAGGACUCAUGUUCUUCCAACAGUUCGUUGGUAUCAAUGCCCUGAUUUAUUAUUCGCCGACCCUCUUCGGAACCAUGGGACUCGACCACAACAUGCAGCUCAUCAUGUCCGGUGUUCUCAACGUCACACAACUUAUUGGUGUAAUAUCCAGUUUGUGGACUUUGGAUAGAUACGGCCGGCGAAAGAUUCUCAUGUACGGGAGCGUAGGCAUGUUUGUAUCGCACUUUGUCAUUGCCAUACUCGUGGGCAAGUUUUCGAACAACUGGCCGGCUCACAAGGGACAAGGCUGGACAAGUGUUGCCUUUCUUCUCUUCUACAUGCUCGCUUUCGGGGCUAGCUGGGGUCCCGUUCCUUGGGCCAUGCCAGCUGAGAUCUUUCCAUCCUCGCUCCGUGCCAAGGGUGUUUCGAUUUCGACGUGCUCAAAUUGGUUGAACAAUUUUAUAGUCGGCUUGAUCACACCUCCUCUGGUACAGAAUACCGGAUUUGGAGCGUAUGUGUUCUUCGCAGUCUUUUGUUUCCUGUCCUUUUUGUGGACUUUCUACUUUGCUCCCGAGACCAACGGUAAGACCUUGGAGCAGAUGGAUGACGUGUUUAGGGACCACAGCAGCUCUGAGGAGAUGGAGCAGAAGAAUCGGCUGAUGGCUGAGACUAUUCGUGAGCGAACAAAUGGAAGCGUCACGACAUAG